This is a messenger RNA of Alternaria rosae, 1723 nucleotides long. RefSeq lists its product as uncharacterized. The coding region runs from base 183 to 1466 and encodes 427 amino acids. The record is from RefSeq and is a predicted model, not a curated record. The transcript has a single exon. NCBI's taxonomy places the organism in Eukaryota, Fungi, Ascomycota, Dothideomycetes, Pleosporales, Pleosporaceae.
GAGGGCUGAAGGGCAAUUGAUCUACGAAUAGCUGGAGUGCCUGUCCCAGCCUGCCGUGAUGCGCGCGUUAAACUGUCACGUGCGCUCCCGUAGGGCCUGGUCCACUCUCGUCAUCGCCUCACUCCACCACCCGACCGAUCAGGCACCGCCCACGACUGCGACACCAACACCGACACGCAGCCAUGCAGUCUUCCGCGAGCAAACGCGUACUGAGCACUCUCGCCUCCAAGAUCCACCCACAGCUUCCCCUCUCCCCGCGCGAGAGUCAGCAGCUUCUCUCGCUGCUGACCAACUCCUUCCGUGCCCACCUCGACCACGCUCACCCCCUCGCACCCGCCGAAAGCAACCCGAAGAAAUCUACGCGAGAGUUGACUAUCGGCUAUGGCCAGCGCAACCCCUCCGCCAACCGCCCGACGUCCUCGUAUGACUCAGCGACGCAGCACAUCGACUCCAUCUUGAACAAUCCUCUGUUUGCUGUCAAACCGCGUCGAAGAGGCUCGAGAUCUGCUGCCUCCGAUAUACUUCGAGAGCCCCUCGUCUGGUUCGUCGAUGAGAUAGCUGCAGGUUCUGCCACUCUACCAAAGGCAGCCAUGUGCCUAGAGCUCCUUGAGAAGACUACAAGCCAAACCUCGUCACUCAAGGAUGGCAGAUCAUCCGCAACUGUACUCGCCGAAUGGCUCCGAACCAGUGGCUCGGAUACCUCGAAGCAAUUUCUCGACAUGUCCAUCUUGAAAACCGGACGUGGCAGUAAAUUCCUGGACAAGUUGGUGGCUCUGUUCGUGGCUGAAGGCGAGACCACGGCACUCUGGCGUUGGUUUAUCCGGCCAAACGAACAACGCGUCAAGGAGACUGGGCUGGACGUGGCACGUAUAGCGACCUUCAGACAACAACUACUGGCCAAGAUGGUUGUAUUCGCGGCAGACAACAGCUUAGCGAGCGGUCUGGCUACGUUCAUGCAGGCCUUCCGCCUUGUGGAGAAUGCCGGACACGAAGCAGCUUAUGAUAUUCUAAGAUCCGCGGGUGGCCACCUGGUGAACCGGAUCAUCUCCAAUACCGACGAUAUGCUCGAACCCGAGUUGUAUCAGUUGUUCCUGUUGUCAACGCCACGGUGGCUCGGGGAAUGGAGUCCAGCAGUCGAAUCAAUGCUCUGGCUACAUCACCCUUCGGCGCCCAGCACAGGUCCUGGGCUUCACUUCGUUCAGAAUCCUGACGGCGCUGUCAGAUUCGUUGAAGCAUCCCGGAGUCGACGGAAUUUCCUCGUCCAGCUCUGCUUAGGGACUGCCCGGCAGCUAAUGGAGCAGGAGAAUUUCGCUGAAGCGCAGAUCGUGAUGCAGUUCACAAAGGAUCACUUCGCUGAUAUUGUUCUACCGAAAGAAGCAGUCAUUGAGCCGCCAAAGGAAGAACAGAGGAGAGCACGCAGGGAACAGGAAAAUCUGCGGUUAUUGGAUCGCCUGGUCCUGACUUGACCAACCCCUUCAUUCCAUCAAUUGUAAAUAGCCGCGACUGGUUCGCAGGUAUUUUUGGGUAGGCAGCCCGAAGAUUCCAUGCAUACUUAUGUUUGUGUAUAGGCCUUAUGGUAGUGCACCGGGGGUCUGGUCUGGGCGUGCGGGGGAACGCCUACAAACCGCGUCAUAUCACGCGAACACACGAACUCACGAUCACAAUGAUCUGCAAAGAUGCGAAGACAUGACAUAAUAAAUCUUACGAUCGAUUCAUUGCUCCA